Messenger RNA from Tripterygium wilfordii, 708 nucleotides. RefSeq names its product E3 ubiquitin-protein ligase Topors-like. The record is from RefSeq and is a predicted model, not a curated record. Bases 1 to 708 code for a protein of 235 amino acids. NCBI's taxonomy places the organism in Eukaryota, Viridiplantae, Streptophyta, Magnoliopsida, Celastrales, Celastraceae. Gene Ontology annotation, biological process: isoprenoid biosynthetic process. Gene Ontology annotation, molecular function: metal ion binding; catalytic activity. The transcript has a single exon.
AUGGAACUAACUCCGGCGGCUUUAAAGGGCACGAAUCCAUGUCCGAUCUGCCUCGGCCCCAUCGUUCAAGAGUCUUAUCUCGACAAAUGUUUCCAUAAGUUUUGCUACGAUUGCAUUGUACAGUGGACUAGAGUCGUUUCCAGUAAGCAAUCUCUCUCGCCUUCUUCUGUAAACUGCCCUCUCUGCAACACAGAAAAUUAUUCACUAAUCCGCGGAUUCGACGGAACUUGGUUCGAACGGCGCUAUGUCAACCAGAAUUUUAGGGAUAGUUUUUCCUUUAUUACGAAAGCACACAAGUACAGAUUACAAUGCUACUGCACUGAACCUGCAGGUAUCUUAAACGCUGCUGCUGCAUUUGAUGUGUCAAGUUAUUGGAAUUCUGGGAAGUAUCUUCAGUCAAAUCAGUGGCUCCAGAGUUGGUUGAAGAGAGAAGUUCAAGCGUUAACGAAGGUGGAAGAUGUUGAUAUCAUUGUGCAUCACCUCAUUGGUGUGUUUGAUUCCUUCGUGAGAAGAAACGAGCAAAAACAUGUAAAAACAUCCGGGAUGAUACGAGAAGAGUUCAAGACUUUGGUAUCUGAUGCAGCAAGGCCGUUUAUACUAGAAAGAACAAAUCGUUUCGUGGACGAGAUUGAACUAUUCCUGGCUUCAGGCCUUAGCAUUGAAGCUUAUGAUGGAGAUUACGCGAACAAUCCUUCCACUCGCCAAUGA